This is a messenger RNA of Micropterus dolomieu (smallmouth bass), 2027 nucleotides long. RefSeq lists its product as uncharacterized. Bases 54 to 2027 code for a protein of 657 amino acids. Lineage: Eukaryota; Metazoa; Chordata; Actinopteri; Centrarchiformes; Centrarchidae. The record is from RefSeq and is a predicted model, not a curated record. The transcript has 10 exons.
GGGACACCCUCUGUGGUCUGAGCUCAGUAAGGAAAUUAGUUUUUUCUGUCAUCAUGAACACUUCUCUCUCUCCAAGUCCUGCAUCUCCAGAGUUCCAAAGAAAGAGAGAGGACUUCCCUGCUUCGCUUGGAAAACUACGGCAGCUGAUAGAAGACAAAGUUCACAUCCUACAAUCCCCCAUCACUGAGGAGCAACAGGGUUUGGUGUGUGAGGAGAACACAGGUAGAGGACUGUGGAGGUUUGCCGUUUUGAGUGAGCAGCUGACCUUUCACCUCCAGCAACUGCAGAGACAGACAGAGCAGGAGCUCAGCAGCAUACACACACAAAUCUUGCAGAUUAAAGGCCGUCAACAGCUGCUGAACAGUGAGAUUCUUAAUCUUCAGGAGAAGAAGAAACAGACCGAACAAGAGUCGAAGAGAAACUCCAGCCUUCAGAGGUCCACUUUUCAGCUGUGUGCUUGUCGGGAGCUUCAGAGCGCCAUCACUGAGCAUUUGGUCCAAUCAGAGAGGCUGGUGUUCCAGGAGGAGGCACUGAGCGCACUCCAUAACCUGCUGACCCAAGACCUGCAGAGGUAUCAGGAAGAGACGCAGAGACUCACCUGUUUCACGCAGAAAAUACUCAGACAAUCCCACAGCUCAGACAGAGAGGAAACGUUCACCAGCAGAGAGAGAGACCGCAGCAUGCAGGGAAAGACCGAGACAGAACAAGAAAACAACAUGCACGCACCCGAGUCCUCUUCCUCCCAGUCACCACUUAGUCCUCAACAGACCGACAGCAAAGAAGAGGCAGAGCAGACCUCGAGAGCCAGUCACAAGAAACCAUCUCCAGGCCUGUCCGGCAGGUCAAACCUGCACCGAACCGGCAGCAUCAAGGAUCUGAUCAAUAAAUUCUCUGGUCAAGAUCACCCGCAGAGCCCCUACUCCGGAACAAGACAAGUCCGAAAGUCUGCUUCUGCAGAGGCCCUUGUGUCUCCAAAAUCCAAGUCGAGUCAGUCCACACCAAGCAGCUUCGGACAAGACGAAAGUGCAGUUCCCAGCAUCACUGUGACCCCUCCAUUAAGGGAAACCAGUCAGAACGGGACUGAAACAGCACAGAGAGGCACCAAAAUCAGUAAGAUCACUGCAAGAAUCGAUUGUCCAGUAGGAAGCAGCACUGAGAAGCCUAAUUCACAACCAAGGAAGAAAACACAAAUCACACACUCUGGUAGAGAGUCAGUGGCUGACUCUGGCAUGGGAUCGGAGUCUGAAUUUGAUUCAAACAAGCACCUAGACAGCCCGUCAGAGGAGGAGCCCACCACACCCCGAAUUAUGACGACCAGCCAGAACCCGAAAUAUCAGCUGUACCUCAGCAACGAGAUGAAGACCAACGGGGUGAGUGGCAGGGAUGCAGAUGGUCUAGGAGGCACCGGGUCAGUGGGGGAGAAUGGCCCCAAGCUGGCCCGAUGGGAGACCACCCGGCUGGGACUGAACCACUACAGGGGGUCCCUGGAGUCCCUGGCCUCACGGGACUGGGACAAUUCGUCUGACAGGGUGGGUGAGGAGUCUGAAUUUGAUUCAAACAAGCACCUAGACAGCCCGUCAGAGGAGGAGCCCACCACACCCCGAAUUAUGACGACCAGCCAGAACCCGAAAUAUCAGCUGUACCUCAGCAACGAGAUGAAGACCAACGGGGUGAGUGGCAGGGAUGCAGAUGGUCUAGGAGGCACCGGGUCAGUGGGGGAGAAUGGCCCCAAGCUGGCCCGAUGGGAGACCACCCGGCUGGGACUGAACCACUACAGGGGGUCCCUGGAGUCCCUGGCCUCACGGGACUGGGACAAUUCGUCUGACAGGUAUGGUGUGGUUGACAGCCCUCCAAGGGUGUUCAACAGUCCGUACAGCACGGCCACCUCCAUGGAAUACAACCCCAUGUACCGAAUGUCUGAGUUCAAGGUUUGUAAUUUGGAUGGAAAAACUGAAACACUGUCUUAUUUCUGUAUCUUGUUUGUUUUUGUUCCUUUUCCACAUACAUUGACAAAUGUAGGAGACUAA